CGCCGCGCCUAGGGACUGCUCCUCCUCUUCUCCGCCCCGCCGGCCGCGGGCGCGGGGGAAGUCUGCGCUGCCAGCGUGGAAACCGCGGCGGGCCGCGGGAGGCGGAAGUAGUACCCAGGACUGCCAGGCCACCACCGGACUCCGCCACCCGCCUCAACCAUGGAGGCGUCCCUGGAGAAGAUAGCAGAUCCCACAUUAGCUGAAAUGGGAAAAAACUUGAAGGAGGCAAUGAAGAUGCUAGAGGACAGUCAGAGAAGAACAGAGGAAGCAAAUGGAAACAAGGUCAAAUCAGGGGAUAUUCCAGGACCACUCCAGGGCAGUGGACAAGAUAUGGUGAGCAUCCUCCAGCUAGUUCAGAAUCUGAUGCAUGGAGAUGAAGAUGAGGAACCCCAAAGUGCCCGAGUCCAGAGUAUUGGAGAACAAGGUCACAUGGCUUUGUUGGGGCAUAGUUUGGGAGCUUAUAUUUCAACUCUGGACAAAGAGAAGCUAAGAAAACUUACAACUAGGAUACUUUCAGAUACCACCUUAUGGCUAUGCAGAAUUUUCAGGUAUGAAAAUGGCUGUGCUUAUUUCCAUGAAGAAGAAAGAGAAGGACUUGCGAAGAUCUGUAGACUUGCCAUUCAUUCUCAUUAUGAAGACUUUGUAGUGGAUGGAUUCAACGUGUUAUAUAACAAAAAACCUGUAAUAUAUCUUAGUGCUGCUGCUAGACCUGGCCUGGGCCAGUACCUUUGUAAUCAGCUUGGCUUGCCCUUUCCCUGCUUGUGUCGUGUGCCCUGUAACACCAUGUUUGGAUCCCAGCAUCAGAUGGAUGUGGCAUUCCUGGAGAAACUGAUUAAAGAUGACAUAGAACGAGGAAGACUGCCCCUGUUGCUUGUUGCAAAUGCUGGAACUGCAGCAGUAGGACACACAGACAAGAUUGGACGAUUGAAAGAACUCUGUGAGCAGUAUGGCAUAUGGCUUCACGUGGAGGGUGUGAAUCUGGCAACAUUGGCUCUAGGUUAUGUCUCCUCAUCAGUGCUGGCUGCAACCAAAUGUGAUAGCAUGACAAUGACUCCUGGCCCGUGGCUGGGUUUGCCAGCUGUUCCUGCAGUGACUCUCUAUAAACAUGAUGAUCCUGCCUUGACUUUAGUUGCCGGUCUUACAUCAAAUAAGCCAGCAGACAAACUUCGUGCCCUGCCACUGUGGUUAUCUUUACAAUACUUGGGACUUGAUGGGAUUGUGGAGAGAAUAAAGCAUGCCUGCCAACUGAGUCAACGAUUGCAGGAAAGUUUGAAGAAAGUGAACCACAUCAAAAUCUUGGUGGAAGAUGAACUCAGCUCUCCAGUAGUGGUGUUCAGAUUUUUCCAGGAGUUAACAAGCUCAGUGUCAGAUCCAACAUUUAAAGCUGUCUCAGCACCCAACAUGGCACCUUCAACAGUCAGCCGGGAGAGACACUCUUGUGAUGCGCUGAAUCGCUGGCUGGGAGAACAGCUGAAACAGCUGGUGCCUCUGAGUGGCCUCACUGUCAUGGAUCUGGAAGUGGAGGGCACAUGUAUGCGGUUCAACCCUUUGAUGACAGCAGCAGGUUUAGGAACCCGGGCAGAGGAUGUGGAUCAGCUGGUAGCCUAUAUACAGAGCAAGCUGCCGGUUCUGAGCUGUACACUGCAGCUGCGAGAGGAGUUCAAACAGGAAGUGGAAGGAACAGCAGGUCUCUUAUAUGUUGAUGACCCUAACUGGCCUGGAAUAGGGGUUGUCAGGUAUGAACAUGCUAAUGAUGAUAAGAACAGUUUGAAAUCAGAUCCUGAAGGGGAAAAGAUCCAUGCUGGACUCCUGAAAAAGUUAAAUGAAUUGGAAUCUGACCUUACAUUCAAAAUGGGCCCCGAAUAUAAAAGUAUGAAGAGUUGUCUUUACAUUGGUAUGGCAAGCGAAGACGUAGACAUUUCUGAACUUGUGGAGACCAUUGUAGUCACAACCCGGGAAAUUGAGGAAAACUCAAGGCUUCUGGAAAACAUGACUGAAGUUGUUCGGAAAGGAAUUCAGGAAGCUCAAGUUGAACUGCAGAAGGCAAAUGAGGAACGGCUUCUGGAAGAGGGAGUGUUACGGCAGAUACCCGUGGUAGGCUCUGUGCUGAAUUGGUUUUCUCCAGUACAAGCUUUACAGAAAGGAAGAACUUUUAACUUAACAGAAGGCUCUCUGGUAUCCACAGAACCCAUAUAUGUCUACAAAGCACAAGGCUCGGGAGUAACGCCACCUCCAACCCCCUCAGGCAGUCGCCCUAAACAGAGACUUCCAGGCCAGAAGCCUUUUAAAAGGUCCCUGAGGGGUUCAGAUGCUUUGAGUGAGACCAGCUCAGUCAGUCACAUUGAAGACUUAGAAAAGGCCGAGUACCUGUCCAGUGGGCUGGAGCACAACACCUUCGAGUCCAGCAGCCCUGAGGGACACCCAGGGGCACCCACCCCACAGAAGGCUGACAAGACUGAGGUCCUCCAGAAGAAGGCCGAGCACCCAGAAGAUGACCCCCCACAGAUGGGGAAACCAGGGUCCAGAGAUUUAAGACUUACCCAACCUGUAAAUUCUCACCUCUAGUAUUUCUUUAUCAUCUUGCUGCAACCAGAAAUCCACAUGAGGAAAUGGCAUCCAGGAAUACGGUCCUAUCUGAAGUUGUUCUGUCUUUGCAUCGUAAAUGCUAAUC
Otolemur garnettii (small-eared galago) is the source of this 2671-nucleotide messenger RNA. It is a transcript of the gene PDXDC1, whose product is annotated as pyridoxal dependent decarboxylase domain containing 1. The transcript has 24 exons. Bases 160 to 2565 code for a protein of 801 amino acids. Gene Ontology annotation, biological process: carboxylic acid metabolic process. Gene Ontology annotation, molecular function: carbon-carbon lyase activity; pyridoxal phosphate binding. Lineage: Eukaryota; Metazoa; Chordata; Mammalia; Primates; Galagidae. Gene Ontology annotation, cellular component: intracellular membrane-bounded organelle. The record is from RefSeq and is a predicted model, not a curated record.